AUGUUUACCCAACUACGCAACUUCGUCGUGGCAGCACUGACAAUCCAGAGCUUCACUGGAUCCCCAGUCGUCAGCGCUGCUAGCCCCCAGCCACCGGAACUGUCAUACCUCUACACAGCUUUCGUGUACUGUAAGGGGUCACUGAUGAACGAAGACGGACCGCGGGGUAUCCGAAGGGCAAUUCCCAUAGUCGGAGGUAACUUCACCGGUCCACGGCUGUCUGGGAGCAUCCUCGACGUUGGCGCCGACUGGGGUACCGUGGAUCCUAAAACCGAGAUCUUCUCCGCCGACACACGGUAUAACCUGCGCACUGGCGAUGGGGCGGACAUCUUCGUGCAGACGUCCGGCCCGAAGGCGCCCUCGGGGAACCUGCACCUGCGGCUGGUGUUUGAGACCGGGCAUGAGAACUACUAUUGGCUGAAUAAUGUUGUUGGUGAGUUCUGUUCCGAGUGGCGAGAGCGAGUUUAG
Messenger RNA from Aspergillus puulaauensis, 468 nucleotides. Its product is annotated as DUF3237 domain-containing protein. The record is from RefSeq and is a predicted model, not a curated record. The coding region runs from base 1 to 468 and encodes 155 amino acids. Lineage: Eukaryota; Fungi; Ascomycota; Eurotiomycetes; Eurotiales; Aspergillaceae. The transcript is spliced from 2 exons.